CGCAGCGCGGUAACGCAUUGAUUUAUCUGCGCGCAGCUGCAUGCUGGAGUAAGUAGCAAUCUGCAUAUGGAUUAUGCUGAGAGGGUUCUCGGCCUGACUUCUGAGGGCGUUCAGCACCGGAGCUGUCCCGCGCUGACGGACGCCGCCGCCGCGUGAUGCUGCGCCCGCGCCGCUGACAUCCUCCCUCUCUCCGCCUCUCUGAGCGCAUCUCUCUCCGUCCCUCCUCCUCCUCUCUGCCUCCUCGCUGCUCUCCUCCGCACGCACAAAACGCUCUGUCAUGGCGUCUUCCAACCAUGUUACCCCCACCAACUGUAGCUGGUGGCCCAUCUCAGCCAUGGAUGAGGACGGGAAAGUCGCAGACGGAGAGGAGAGCGAGGACGCAGCGGCGGAGCCCAAGCCCUUCAACAAAGACAGGCUGGUGCUGUACCACUGGACGCAGUCUUUCGCCUCCCAGAAGGUACGUCUGAUCAUCAGCGAGAAGGGUUUGGUCUGCGAGGAGAGGGAUGUGAGUUUGCCGCUGCAGGAGCACAAAGAGCCCUGGUUCAUGAGGUUGAACCUGGGGGAGGAGGUGCCGGUCUUCCUCCAUGGAGACAACAUCAUCAGCGACUACAACCAGAUCAUAGAUUACCUGGAGAAAACCUUUGUGGGAGACACGGUGGCUCAGCUGAUCCCCGAUCCGGACUCGCCUCUCCACGAGCGCGUCCAGCAGUACCGGCAGCUCCUGGACGGCCUCCCCAUGGACGCGUACACGCACGGCUGCAUCCUCCACCCGGAGCUCACCACAGACUCUAUGAUCCCAAAGUACGCCACCGCAGAAAUACGUAGGCACUUGGCUAACGCUGCGACAGAACUGAUGAAGUUGGACCACGAGGAGCCUCAGCUGACAGAACCGUACCUCUCCAAGCAGAAGAAGUUAAUGGCGAAAAUUUUGGACCACGACAAUGUGAACUACCUGAAGAAGAUUCUGGGGGAGCUAGCCAUGGUUCUGGAUCAAGUGGAGGCGGAGCUAGAGAAGAGGAAACUGGAGUAUCAAGGUCAAAAGUGCGAGUUGUGGCUUUGUGGACCUGAAUUUACACUAGCUGAUAUCUGCCUUGGAGCCUUGCUGCACAGGCUCAAGUUUUUGGGACUUUCUAAGAAAUACUGGGAGGACGGCAGCCGGCCCAACCUGCAGUCCUUCUUUGUGCGCGUGCAGAAACGCUAUGCUUUCCGAAAGGUCUUGGGUGACAUCCACACCACCCUCCUGUCGGCGGUCCUCCCUAACGCCUUCCGGAUGGUAAAAAAGAAGCCUCCAUCCUUCUUCGGAGCCUCUUUUCUCAUGGGCUCGCUGGGCGGGAUGGGCUACUUUGCCUACUGGUAUUUAAAAAAGAAAUACAUGUAGUGAAUGCUCACUUGUUGUGUUAAAUGUCUGUGUAUUUG
Molecule: messenger RNA, 1416 nt
Organism: Oryzias melastigma (Indian medaka)
Lineage: Eukaryota; Metazoa; Chordata; Actinopteri; Beloniformes; Adrianichthyidae
Gene: gdap1l1
Product: ganglioside induced differentiation associated protein 1-like 1
Exons: 6
Coding region: 278-1378 (366 amino acids)
Source: RefSeq, a predicted model, not a curated record